Messenger RNA from Closterium sp. Naga37s-1, 2244 nucleotides. NCBI's taxonomy places the organism in Eukaryota, Viridiplantae, Streptophyta, Zygnematophyceae, Desmidiales, Closteriaceae. The record is from the annotation of a GenBank genome assembly.
AUGGCGGACGGUUCAGCAUCUCCAGCCGAUAAUGGCGAAUCCACGCAGCCCGCUCCCGCUGUCUCGAUCCUCGCUCCAUACUCAAAAAGGGUCGUGAUCAAAACUGUUCUCGGUGCACCAGAUGGCGGCUUGUCAUUAGUUGGGCAGACGUUAGUGGUGGGAGGAUGGGUGAAGACUGGGCGAGAGCAGGGCAAGGGAACUUUCGCCUUCCUAGAGCUCAACGACGGAUCGUGCCCCGCCAACCUUCAGGUGAUCGUGAAGGCUGAGGUGGCGGCGAUUGGGGAGCUGGUGGCGACGGGCACGUGCGUGCGCGUGGAGGGCGAGCUGAAGCGCACGCCUGAGGGGACGAAGCAGCUGGUGGAGGUCCACGUCAGCAAAGUGCUCCACGUGGGUCCGUGCGACGCUGGCGUGUACCCCAUCGCCAAGACGAAGCUGUCGCUCGAGUACCUGCGAUCCGUCAUGCACCUGCGACCGCGCACCAACACGAUCGCGGCGGUGGCGCGGAUCCGCAACGCGCUGGCGUUCGCGACGCACAGCUUCUUUCAGAAGCACGGCUUCCUCUACGUGCACACGCCCAUCGUCACCACCAACGACUGCGAAGGGGCUGGCGAAAUGUUCCACGUUACCACCCUCAUCGCCGAAACCGAGCGCCGCGAAAAGGCCCUCUUGGAAAACCCCCCUCCCACGGACGCUGACGUGGCGGCCGCCAAGGACGCCGUGACAGCAGCGGGCGCCGCGGUGAAGGCUCUCAAGGAAGCCAAGGCGAGCAAGGAGGAGAUUAAAGCCGGCGUGGCGGAGCUAACGAAGGCCAAGGAGGCGUUAGCUGCCUUAGAGGCACGGGCGAAGAUGCGGCCAGGGCUGCCGCGGAAAGGGGAGGACGGCAAGGGGCCCGUGGACUUUGGAACGGACUUCUUUGCUCGGCAGGCGUUCCUGACGGUUUCGGGGCAGCUGCAGGUGGAGACGUACGCGUGUGCGCUGAGCAGCGUGUACACGUUCGGGCCGACUUUCCGUGCGGAGAACUCCCACACAACCCGCCACCUGGCGGAGUUCUGGAUGGUCGAGCCCGAGAUUGCCUUUGCUGACCUGGAGGAUGACAUGAAAUGCGCGGAGGACUAUGUGCGAUUUCUCUGCCAAUGGCUGUUGGACAACUGUCACGAUGACAUGCAGUUCAUGACCAAGAUGUUUGACAAGACCGCUCUGGACCGCCUCGCACACGUGGCAUCGUCGCCCUUCGCCCGCGUGACGUACACCGAGGCGAUCGAGCUGCUGCAAGAGGCGAUCAAGAAAGGGAAGAAGUUUGAGAAUGCGGUGGAGUGGGGCAUCGACCUUGCGAGUGAGCAUGAGAGGUACCUCGCGGAGACGCAUUUCAAGACGCCAGUGAUAGUGUACAACUACCCCAAGGAGAUCAAGGCGUUCUACAUGCGGCUCAAUGAUGAUGGCAAGACUGUGGCAGCCAUGGAUGUGCUGGUGCCUGGGGUGGGGGAGUUGAUAGGAGGGAGUCAACGGGAGGAGCGCUAUGACGUCUUGGUCAAGAGGUUGGAGGAGAUGGACUUGCCACGGGAGUUGUACGAGUGGUACCUGGAUCUGCGCAAGUACGGGACAGUGCCCCAUGCGGGCUUUGGUCUGGGCUUUGAAAGAAUGAUUCUCUUUGCCACAGGCAUUGAUAACAUCCGAGAUGCUAUUCCGUUCCCUAGCAACAAGAAGCGCAAGGACGACGGAGACCCUGGAUCUAGCAAGGGUGCGGCAAAGAAAAAGGCGAAGAAGGCGCCGAAUCCUGACGACAUCAUCGUCAACGAGGCGUUGGGCAGCGACGAUGACAAGCUGGACGGAACGGAGAACCACCUGGUGAUGUCUCACCUGCGCGCCAGGAGCACCACCGAUGUCUCCGAGGACAUGUCCCUCGGGGGGACCACAGGCGACAACACGCGCCUGCUUCGGAAGGCUCCAGAGGAGGAGGAGGAAGAGGAGGAGGAGGAGGAGGAGGAGGAGGAGGAGGAGGAGGAGGAGGAGGAGGAGGAGGAGGAGGAGGAGGAGGCGAUGCAGGCGGAGGGCGUGCGGGAGGUGGCCGUGGCAACUGGCCUGGAGGUGCUGUACCAGGAGACCCCCAACUACCGCGGAGCGGCGGCCGAGGCUGACCGCAUGAUCGAGCCAAGGGAGACGGCUAGGCAUGCCUGGCGAGUGCCAGACCUGGGCGUAGAGCCUGUUGCUAGUGCUGCAGAGGAGGCGGUUACUGAGGGGGGUUAG